CCUGGCCCGGCCCUGAUGUUUACCGCCACUAGAGCCGCGGCAGCGGCAGCGGCGGCGCCGUGGGGCGCGCGCGUGCCCUGCGGCCGCAGACUGCGCUCCACCGUCCCGCUCUCCACCAGCACCGAUGACCGGAGCGGCGGCCGCGGGCCGGCCCGGUCCCGCUCUCCCUCCACGAUCUCUGUGGACUUCACCGAGACCAGAGGAGCCUAUAAGAGCAAAGACUCUUUAGAACUGCUCCGGAGUUUGGUGGUUCUGAAACUGUGUUCCUAUGACGUCAUGGUGGAGAAGAAUCAAGAGAUCAUGGAUCUGGGUAAGACCAUUCUGGGCCAGAAGGCCUUCGACCAGCUCCUGAAGAUGACUUUCUACGGCCAGUUUGUUGCUGGCGAGGACCAGAACGCCAUCAAACCCCUGAUUGAGAAGAACCGGGCCUUUGGCGUGGGCUCCGUGCUGGACUACAGCGUUGAAGAAGACAUCGGUAGCAGCAAACAGAAAGAGACAAACUCAUGCGCAUCUGCUGCAGGGAAACACAGCCUAGGCGAGGACCACAGAGAGAAGGAAUCUGAAGAACUAUUUGUUAGCGGGCAGGGGGGAUGGAAUGCAGCCCGCACAUAUUCUCACCCAGAUGAAGCCAAGUGUGACCAGCAUAUGGAAACCUUUAUCAAAUGCAUCAAAGCAUCUGGUGGGAGUUCGAUUGAGGGCUUCUCCGCCAUUAAAAUGACGGCGUUAGGACGACCUCAGCUUCUGCUUCAAUACUCAGAGGUUCUGAUGAAAUGGCAGCGAUUUUUCACCUUCCUGGCAUCACAGCAGGGAAAAGAUGGCAUGGAGGCUGUGGAGCAGAGGCUGGAGCUGACGCAGCUGCAGGAUUUCUUGACCAAAGUGGGGGCCAAAGGCGACUUUCAUGGCUGGUUUACUGGAAAACAAGAAUCCACGGGACUCAUUGACAUUCUGGACUGGAAAAGUCUUCUAGAUGACAGAGAAAACGCAUCAGAUCUGCUGGUUGUUCCAAAUUUGGAGCUCGGUGAAUUGGAGCCGCUUUUUAAGAAGUUUAGGACGGAUGAGGAGAAAGAGAUGAAGAGGAUAAUGCAGCGCCUAGACGUCCUAGCGAAGCACGCUGUGGAGAAUGGAGUUCGGUUGAUGGUGGAUGCAGAGCAGACCUAUCUCCAGCCCGCCAUCAGUAAACUGACCGUGGACCUGCAGAGGCUCCAGAACCGAGAGAAGCCGGUCAUUUUCAACACCUACCAGUGCUACCUGAAGGAAGCCUACGACAGCAUGACCGCGGACGUUCAACUGUCGAAGCGUGAGGGUUGGCACUUUGCUGCCAAACUGGUUCGGGGGGCGUACAUGGAUCAGGAGCGGGAGAGGGCGGCGGAGAUUGGAUAUGAAGACCCCAUCAACCCUGACUAUGAGGCUACCAGCAGGAUGUACCACAGGUGCCUGGAUUACCUGUUGGAUGAGAUUGCACUAAACAGAAGAGCCCGUGUUAUGGUUGCUUCCCACAAUGAAGACACAGUGAAACACACCCUAAGAAGGAUGAAUACGUUAGGCCUUUUACCCAGAGAAAACCUGGUGUACUUCGGUCAGCUUCUGGGCAUGUGUGAUCAGAUCAGCUUCCCACUGGGCCAGGCCGGCUUCGCCGUCUAUAAGUACGUCCCGUACGGGCCGGUGAGCGAGGUGAUGCCUUACCUGUCCCGGCGAGCGCAGGAGAACCGGGGCUUCAUGAAAGGUGUGCAGAAGGAGCGAGAGCUGCUGUGGAAGGAGCUGAAACGCAGACUGGCCUCUGGGGAGCUCCUGCACAGGCCGCUGUACUGAGGGCGCAGAAGAGGAGGCUCCGAGCUCCAUAGCUCCUGUCUGAUCCGAUUCUCCGAGGUUCCCUCACUUUAUGGGCCUUCUUUGGGUUAUUCUUCUCCUUCAGUUUUCGUUUUCAUCCCCCACUGCAUCCAUAAGUAUUCUUCAUUCCUGUCACCUGGUUGUCUGUGGAGCUCUGGAAUCCAUCAAGACGGCAUUUUUACUGCUCCAAAAGGACUGCCUAAAAUGUCAACAAGCCUGGGCCGGCCAGCCUCCUUUAUGAUCCUAUUUAUCUUCCACGGGGAAAACAACCUGAAAAUAAUGGCCUUGAUUUAAAUUUUCAGCAAAAAAGGGGAUUCUCUAAGCAAUCGUGUUUCUCUUUUUUUCCCCGUCAGCCACGCAGCACCUGCAGACGCCGCCUGUACGGCACAUGUGUGUCCGGGGUUUCAAAUAUUGCUCAUUUGUGAGGCGCUGAGUGUAAGGCUGGCUGCACACACGCGCUCUGUUAUUGUGUUCACCAGAAGAAGCUGUAUUGUUGGUCAGUGAGGUGUUGCAGGAGAAAAUACGCCGUUCAGUUCUCACUGAGCAAAUCUCAUUUUAAUGGAGGAACAUGCAAGCCUGGCAGAUUGUUUUUUUAUUUAAUAAAUAAUACGUGAAGCAAUAAAAACAGUGGUUUGGAAAUCAGCACUUAUGUAAAUAUAUUUGAUGCUCUUUAUUUGAAUAUUUGGGUUUAUGAAACUGCUGAAUAAAUAUGAACAGAAGGAGGAAAUACUUUUAAUUCUACAAAGACUUCUUGUAAUUGAUUGUACUUUUGUGGAUGCACUGUAUAAAGAGGUAGCCUAAAAAAAGAAGAAAAACAAUAGAAAGGAGCUGUGCAAAAAGUCAUUUUUACUUAGCAAGAAAUGUUAUAAUAAGAAAGUAGGAAAAGGAGUUCCACAAAAGCCUUUAAA
Oryzias melastigma (Indian medaka) is the source of this 2735-nucleotide messenger RNA. RefSeq names its product proline dehydrogenase (oxidase) 1b (gene prodhb). NCBI's taxonomy places the organism in Eukaryota, Metazoa, Chordata, Actinopteri, Beloniformes, Adrianichthyidae. Gene Ontology annotation, cellular component: mitochondrion. Bases 16 to 1809 code for a protein of 597 amino acids. The record is from RefSeq and is a predicted model, not a curated record. The transcript has 14 exons. Gene Ontology annotation, molecular function: proline dehydrogenase activity; FAD binding.